AUGGCCAAGUCGAAGAAUCACACAAGUCAUAAUCAAAACCGAAAAGAUCAUCGCAACGGUAUAAAACGACCGAAGAAGCAUCGAUUCAUGUCCAUGCGGGGUGUUGAUCAGAAGUUUUUGCGCAAUCUUCGAUUCGCCAAGAAGCACAACAAGAAGUUCCGUCCUCAAAAAAAGAUUGAAGUUGUGGAAAAGGAGAAAAAAUAG
Messenger RNA from Gongylonema pulchrum, 204 nucleotides. The record is from the annotation of a GenBank genome assembly. Lineage: Eukaryota; Metazoa; Nematoda; Chromadorea; Rhabditida; Gongylonematidae.